Messenger RNA from Trypanosoma cruzi, 393 nucleotides. RefSeq lists its product as uncharacterized. The record is from RefSeq and is a predicted model, not a curated record. The transcript has a single exon. The annotation marks the transcript as partial. NCBI's taxonomy places the organism in Eukaryota, Euglenozoa, Kinetoplastea, Trypanosomatida, Trypanosomatidae.
CAGCAUAUGGAUGACAAGAACCAUCAGAUCGCCAACCUGCAAAGGACCAAUGAUUUACUCCGACGUGAACUUUUUGAAUUACAGCAGAAGAUCUUGUCAAGUUCUCCCUCUUCCAUCAAAAAUGAGCACAGUGAAUCUGUACAAGGGCUUGAAUCCACCGUUGCGGGUCUUACAGCAGAAUUAAAUGCGUUAGAGCGCCGUUUGGCAGAUGUAUCUGCACGCAAUCAAGAGGAACGUAAGCAGAUUGUUGCUCAAUAUGAAGAGGAACGUAGCCGUUAUAAGGCAGAGCGUCAAGAAUGCGAUGCUCUUGUCGAGCGGAUGGCAAAUGAGUUAGAGAAGCUUGCCAUGGAAAACCGCUCCCUCCGCGCUGCCGCCACACUGCAACAACUAUAA